AUGGGGAAACAUCGCAAACAGCAGAGAAACUCUCAGAAUGAGCUGUCGCGGCGUGGAAAUCCAGCAGAAGGAAGAAUGAGCUCCAGGCGUCCUAGCUUUCCUCCCAUGUUCGCCAGAGAUCAGGACCGCCAUCCCAGAGACGGAGUCUCAUCUGGACAUCCACCCCACGGUUGGACCGGGCCACCAUCACCCUACACCCAUCCGCGCAACUCGACCAUGCAGUUCGUCCCUGGUGUACACUACCCACCUGCCAUGCAGCAGCCUCAGAUACCCUCUCCCGGAAAUGGUCCAGGCUUGCCAUUGCUUCCUCCAUCCGAGAUGAACAUGAGAAUGAUGCCCGCAAAUGUUCCUCAUCCAUACUUUCAGCGGGGCAACGACAAUAGAGGUCUGCGACAUCGCUUGUUCAACGAGGACUAUCGCUACGCGGGUCCGCAGCAGGUUUAUGCCCCGCCUGAUGUCAACGGUCACUUUGCAGAGCACUUGGCGUAUGAGUACGCUGUGCCAAAUUAUGCACCCGAAACCAAUGGACACAGAUCGGAAAAGUUCCAGUUGCGCGGGAAUGCGCCAGUUUUUGUGCCCAGAGUCCAGGCGCUCAGGGAGAAGUCCGACGACGAGAGUGCCGUUUACAGUUCCGAUCAGUUUCGCUCGUCAGACUCUGGCAUCAAGGUCGAAGAAAUGGGCUCUAGGUCUGACGACAGUGGAAGGAUUUCAUCAGGGGAUAGAGUCGCCUGGUUGGUUGUCAGCAGUACUCGCUAA
This is a messenger RNA of Aspergillus affinis, 756 nucleotides long. RefSeq lists its product as uncharacterized. Bases 1 to 756 code for a protein of 251 amino acids. Lineage: Eukaryota; Fungi; Ascomycota; Eurotiomycetes; Eurotiales; Aspergillaceae. The record is from RefSeq and is a predicted model, not a curated record. The transcript has 3 exons.